CUCUUCUCACCCAACACGUAGCAAAAGCGGCACUAGCACUGCCUUGCAACACAGAAUCACGGUGUUUUCGUGCUCCUUCACCGUCAAAAUGGACAAACCUCGGGAUAUACCAGCUUUAUUAUGGUGGUAUCCCGCGUCCCCAGUCUGCGCACAUGGAGUCUGGGGCGAAAAGCUCGAAAAGGUCCGAUGUUCUCCGCUCCCCGCCUUUCGAGAAUCUAGCGGCAAAGGCUGUGCAGCAUGCAUGAUGAUUCUGGAGGCCAUCGACGAAUUCUGCCCAGGCUGGACGUCGCACGCUAUUGAGAAUAAGAAGAUCUACCUCUACUACGGCUUCGGGAGCCUUCGCACCGAACAUUCCGAGAUGGGCAGUGAGCCAUUCGCUUUGUAUCUGAGCGCCUCAGCGGGCGGACGUCAAUCUUUGGAAUCUUUGGACCACAACAUGUCUUUUCAACUGGUUUACCAGACAGCAGACGAACACCUCUUCCGUCCCGGCUAUUGCGGCAGGGCCUAUGGUUAUGAUCAUGACCUGCUGCGAUCGAGUCUUCGAAUCGUAGAAGAUACGCGUUCGAAUGUGGCAUUCGACCGCAUAGCUAGAUGGCUCGCUCACUGCCUGGAGACGGACAAGUGCUGCGGAAUUCCGGAUUCCCAGUUCAAGCCUAAGAGGCUAAUAUACGUCGGACUACCCCCCGAGGAUCAGAACAACCUCCGCCUUGUCGAGUCGAAGGACCCGGCAGUCUAUGCUUGCCUAAGUUACUGUUGGGGCACCGACGUUGACGGUGUUCUAACGACCACCGAGGAGAAUCUCUCGACCCACAUGAAACACAUUGACGAAACAGCGCUGCCAAAGUCGGUCGCGGACGCGGUGAUCGUCUGCAGAAACAUUGGAAUCCCGCAUCUCUGGGUAGAUUCGCUCUGUAUCGUACAGGACAGCUCCGAAGAUUGGGCUCAGCAAUCAUCCGUCAUGGGCGAGAUAUACGCCAGGUCCCUCCUGACUAUCUACGCCAAAGCAGCAGACUCAUGCAAGUCCGGUUUCCUGGGACCGCAGCGGUAUGGCCGCCCAAGCUGGCAGCGGCCGUUGAAGACACAAGUUCCAGCAAGCCUGGGACGGGUGUCAAAAGAUAGAUGGCCAAAGAGCUGGGAGUUUCUUGAGCACGGCGAGAGCAGCAGACUGUUCAUUCGGAAGGGCACGCCGAAUUUCGAUAGAUCCAACUUUCCCCUCGACACCAGAGGCUGGGCCAUGCAGGAAAGCCUCUUGCCCAGCCGAAAGCUCAUCUUCACGGGCAACGAGAUGGUCUGGGAAUGCCUGGCCCGCACUACUUGCGAGUGCGGUCACCAAUGUGGCGCCAAGGUCCUCAACGGGGCACCGUCAGAUGGUAUCAAAUACGCCGUAGGUUUGAGCAGCCAGGAUCGAUGGGCAAACGGGCAAGAACAUAAAGUGAGCCAUUUAACCAUCGUGAGAGACUGGCAGAACAUGGUCAAAGAGUACUCUUUGCGACAGCUCACUAGAGCCGAGGACAAGCUCGCGGCCAUAUCCGGGCUUGCCACCAUGACACGCGACGCCAUCAGCGCGGUCACGGACGGAAAAAGGGACAGGUAUUACGCCGGCUUGUGGGGUAGCCGUCUAUCGCUUGAUCUUACGUGGUGGAUGCCGGAUGGUGGCACCAGACCGGCCAGGUACAGAGCGCCAACGUGGUCGUGGGCAUCAAUUGAUGGCCGCAUGGCCGGCCCCUUGAACGGUCCGCCAAACGACUCUAGCUACAUGACGCACAUCGCCAGAAAUGUCAAGAUCUGUGACGUCUGGUGCCAGCCCGAGGAUGAGCUGAACCCCACAGGACGACUCGCAGAUGGGUUUGUGAGGUUGAGAGGACCUGUCGUCCGAGGCCCUUUCAGAAUGAAGGGGCGGUCGCAUAAUCCUCCUCGGGAUCGUGAUAGGAACUGUCGCGUCUGGCUAGACUGCCGUGACGCUGGUAGUUCAGAGCUUGAGGAAGCAAUACUGAGCCGGUGUUAUAACAGGGAGGAGUUCGGGACUCGGUCCCUCAUGAUCUUGAGAUCAUGUACAGGUAGACUGGGUACCGCGCUUCUCCAAACCCUGACCAAGCUCAUGCGGCCGCUCACAAAACUCGUCAUCGGUCUCUGGAACAGAUUUUUUGAAGACCGAGACGCCGAAUACGCUUGCAUUCAGCUAGUUACAUGGAACCGCGACGGAGAGGGGAAGCGGUUCGCACGUUUCGCUAAGAAUCCGAGGAUAGGACACGCGAUACCCCCGGUGUCGUGCUUCCUGGUCCUGCAGAGGCAACAUGGGGAGGAUGAUGUCUACACAAGGGUCGGAAUGGGCUUCUGCACCGCAGUCAAGAGAUGUGGCGAUGCAUCCCGCAAGUCCGGAAGCGAGCCACCCGAGCGGAAGCCCCUGCUGUUCUCACACAGGGCACCAACCGAGUGGGAGUUCCCACUAUUCCGGAACUGCGAUCAAAGGUUGAUCAAGAUUGUUUGAGUUGUACCUCUGGAUUCAGCCCAGUGUAUCAAUCUGGAUUCCCGAUU
Chaetomium strumarium is the source of this 2535-nucleotide messenger RNA. Its product is annotated as heterokaryon incompatibility protein-domain-containing protein. NCBI's taxonomy places the organism in Eukaryota, Fungi, Ascomycota, Sordariomycetes, Sordariales, Chaetomiaceae. The transcript is spliced from 2 exons. The record is from RefSeq and is a predicted model, not a curated record. The coding region runs from base 89 to 2488 and encodes 799 amino acids.